AUGGACUGUCUUCGUGGAUUUCUUGCCAAGCUCCAGAAUUGGCGAAGGAAAGUCGGUGCCGGGAAUGCUGCCGUGUUUGAAAACCUUUCAACUCUCCUUGACGAGAAUGAAGAGGAUAGUCUGCUUGACCCAUUACUUAAAACUGAAAUCACUCAGCAUCUGAGAUCCAUGGAAGGUGAACUUACUAUGUACUUCCGAGAAUUCGAGGAGGAAGAAGGGAAGUUGGUAAGGAAUCCAUUCUCUGGCACUCUUGAUAUUGCUACCAUUCCCAGUGAUGUUCAGGAAGAGUUCCCUGAUCUCAAACAUGAUUCUGCUGCCAAAGAUCUCUCUGAAGAAAAAUUUCUGAAUGUAUUCAAAUGUUCGAUGCAUCAGUCAUAUCCAAAAGUCAGUGAGAUUGCACUUCGAUUACUCUUGUCUUUUUCAACUCCCUGUUUAUGUGAGUCUGGUUUCUCCGCCCCUCUACAAAUCAAGAAUCAAAGCCGGAACCGAUUGGAUGUGGACCCCGACAUGAGAUGUGUAUUGUCAGUGACACAACCUCGGAUUCGUCAGCUGACUGACAAGAAACAAUAUCAGCCUUCCCACUGA
Macrobrachium nipponense is the source of this 585-nucleotide messenger RNA. RefSeq names its product zinc finger BED domain-containing protein 5-like. Bases 1 to 585 code for a protein of 194 amino acids. The transcript has a single exon. Gene Ontology annotation, molecular function: protein dimerization activity. The record is from RefSeq and is a predicted model, not a curated record. Lineage: Eukaryota; Metazoa; Arthropoda; Malacostraca; Decapoda; Palaemonidae.